AUGGCUGAUGAUAUGGGACUGGUUAAGACACUGAAGUGUGUCGCCCCUCGUGGACCUCUCUUGAAACAGGACCGGAAUCUCCUGAACAAGCUGAACUGCAAACGUAGAGCCUUCCUCUCCGGCACCCCUAUACAGAACGACCUGCUUGAUACUUCAGUCUAUCACUUUGUCAAAACGAGGAUGUUGGGGUCGAUAGCAGACUUCAGAGGAAGAUUGAGCGACUGUACGGUGAGUAAAACAACGGGAGCAACUCAAAACUGUGCUGGACUCUAUUUUAACGUCCUUAUUUCAGGUAAGCUGGCAGUGCUAGACUGUAUUUUAGCGUCCACCAAGUCCCGGACUGAUGAUAGGUUUGUCCUGGUAUCCAACUAUACCCAAACUCUAGACGUGUUCGAACAUCUGGCAAGACUCCGAGGGUACCAGUUUGUACGUCUGGACGGUUCAAUGACAGCUAAGAAGCGUAUGAAGAUAGUAGACAAGUUCAAUGACCCUGACAGUAAGGACUUCCUGUUCAUGUUGAGCAGCAAAGCAGGAGGGUGUGGUCUCAACCUGAUAGGAGCUAACAGACUGGUGAUGUUUGACCCUGACUGGAACCCAGCCAAUGAUGAGCAGGCUAUGGCACGGGUCUGGAGGGACGGACAGAAGAAACCUGUAUUUAUAUACAGACUGCUGACUACUGGAACUAUUGAGGAGAAGAUAUUUCAGAGACAGACUCAUAAGAAGAGUUUGAGCAGUGCGGUGGUGGACUGUGAAGAGAAUGUGGAGCGACACUUUUCUCUCUCGGAACUUAGGGAACUGUUCAACCUCAAGACAGAUACUCUCAGCGAUACUCACGAUAAACUGCAAUGUAAGAGGUGUAUUAACAAUAUCCAGACUAAAGCACCUCCUGAGGAAGCUGACACCACCUGCUCGGUGGCACAGUGGAAUCACACUACAAGUAAACACAAAAUAAAGGACUUUGCUUUACACUCAGCCUGGGAUACAGCCGUCUCCUUCGUCUUCUACCAGCGAUCUCACGAGAAAAACUGAUGUUUUAUUUUAUACGUUAAUUUAUAAAUUGUUGUUGAUAAUUAAUUGUAUUUUGUUGAGCCUUCAGUUGUUUGCCUCGUUAUUAGUAUGACUUAAAAUAUUUUAUCAAGUUGUUUUUAACAAUUAUUAAAUUCAUAGUUCAUACUGCUGACUAAAGAUAUUAAUUAUUAUCACUGACUUAAUAGAACCAAUCAACCAAUGUUAAAUGUCUUUUAUUUGUUGGCAUCAAAUUGUUUGAUGAACUUAUUCCGGAGUUACACCAUUAAUGAGUUCUAAACCAAAACAUUUGAUAUUAUUUAAUUGUAAAUAUUGACCUCAGAACUCAGAAGACUGAAUUUCAGAUGAAAUUUCGUUGAAUAACCUGGCAAUUAUUUGAAGUAAAAUCAUGUAUUUUGUAACAUUAAAAACGGAACAUAUUUU
Molecule: messenger RNA, 1449 nt
Organism: Bolinopsis microptera
Lineage: Eukaryota; Metazoa; Ctenophora; Tentaculata; Lobata; Bolinopsidae
Product: DNA repair and recombination protein RAD54-like
Exons: 8
Coding region: 1-1029 (342 amino acids)
Biological process (GO): reciprocal meiotic recombination; double-strand break repair via synthesis-dependent strand annealing
Cellular component (GO): nucleus
Molecular function (GO): DNA translocase activity
Source: RefSeq, a predicted model, not a curated record